UUCUUCCUAUCUCCAUCAUCUAUCCGUUUAUGGCCCCCCAUAUUUCCUUUGUAUUAUCAACUUUGAGACCACCCAAACCGAUUGGGAUUCCAUAUGGGUAGUUUUUUUUAUUCCCAUUGAAUAAUUUGUCAUUUCCUCAAGAAUUCUCUUCUGGGUACUCGGUUUGUUCCGCUCGUCUUCUUGUUUUCUGUGCUUUUUUUAAUCUUCUUUUUGGGUUGCGUUUUUGCGAGUAUUGUUUGGAAAUCGGGUUGGAGAUGUUCGGUUCGGGGAUGAACUUAAUCACAACCGUGAUUGGGUUUGGUAUGAGCGCUACUUUUAUUGUGUUUGUUUGCACGAGAAUCAUCUGUGGAAGGAUUCGAGGGGUGGAGUCAAGGCCGAUGUUCGAGACUGACUCCAGGAUUGAUCUUGAGCAGGCAGAGCAAAGAAUCAGUGGUCUGGAGCCAGUUCUGGUUGCUGCAAUUCCAACUAUGAGGUUUAACCGUGAGGCAUCCAGUUCUAUAGAAGAUGCACAAUGUUCAAUAUGUUUGGGUGAAUAUCAAGAGAAAGAUGUGCUGCGAAUCAUGCCCAAAUGCGGCCACAACUUUCACCUCUGUUGCAUCGAUACAUGGUUACGAAAACACUCUACCUGUCCGGUCUGUAGAUUCCCAUUACAGGACUCGAUCGAGAUCACAAAACAUGUUAGACAAGCAACAUUCAACAUGUCACAAUCUAUUGAUGCUCCCAACAGUUCUCCAACUGAGCAUUCUCGCCAGUGGCUGCUCCCAGGGCUUGAGCGUUCGUUAGGGAGUGCAGACAACCGAGGACAUCUCAGUUCUGAUGUCGAGAACUCCGGUAGUGUUGAGCUGGAAAUAAGGCACUGAUGAAUGAAGAGACUAAUUGGGUUGGUUGGUCUGCCGAUGGGAAAUUCUUAUAAAUGCUUCUGCUUGUCCCAAGCAACAAUCUUCUUCAUACAGGAGCAGAGUUUGGAGUUUUACAAAGGGGAGUGCACAAUAUGUUAUUUGAAAUUUUGUAAAUUUGUAUAUAUAAAGAUCUUGAAAAUCACUUGGAGCAUUUGUUGGAUAUAGAGCUUAUUUUAAAUUGUUGUCACAGAAUUACUGAGCUUAAUUUCUAGAUGCUCAUCCAUUUUAUACCCUUUAUAGAAAGAGCUGGAAAUACUGAACCAUCAAAA
Carica papaya (papaya) is the source of this 1168-nucleotide messenger RNA. Its product is annotated as putative RING-H2 finger protein ATL12. The record is from RefSeq and is a predicted model, not a curated record. NCBI's taxonomy places the organism in Eukaryota, Viridiplantae, Streptophyta, Magnoliopsida, Brassicales, Caricaceae.